This is a messenger RNA of Aureobasidium subglaciale EXF-2481, 1997 nucleotides long. RefSeq lists its product as uncharacterized. The coding region runs from base 372 to 1997 and encodes 541 amino acids. Gene Ontology annotation, molecular function: transmembrane transporter activity. Gene Ontology annotation, biological process: transmembrane transport. NCBI's taxonomy places the organism in Eukaryota, Fungi, Ascomycota, Dothideomycetes, Dothideales, Saccotheciaceae. The record is from RefSeq and is a predicted model, not a curated record. The transcript has 4 exons.
CGCUAGAGGAAGGCGCUAAAACGCGGUGAUGCCUAAUCGGGCAAUGAACUGACCACGCACUUAUCUGGCUGGGCCUCUGAACUCGACAAGCCACUAUGUGCAUAUCUGAUAUACUUCCACAUCUCAUGGAGAAGGAUGGGACGCGGACAUGUUCAGCUACAGUGGAGUACCUCCGUCGUGAGCCCUAGUCCUCUCUUCAGCAACUGCCGUCGACUCUGAUCUUGAUACACCAAUCUGACCGCUAAGAUACUAUCAGCCACAGCUAUACAUAAAGGUCUUGGGUUGUCGCCUUGAAAGGUCCUACUCAGACUCCGAUUCUGCACCCUUGUCUGAACUUUGGAUUUUGAACGUCGACCUCAACACUCAUCAACAUGGAGUCUGUCCGUCCAGAUGUUCCAGACUACGAUGUAGUACCCGGCACAGUGUAUCUGGUGCAAGGCACCCAUCAGCGCAGCUUCUCUUCGAAGGACAUCAUUUUGAUGCCGACACCAUCCAAUGACCCUCGAGAUCCGCUUCGUUGGUCAAGAUGGCGAAAGGGUUACCACUUGCUUCUUCUGGUACUGUACAGUGCGACACUGGGUGCGAUCACCAAUGGCGACUCAGUCGUUUAUCUCAACCUAUUGCAGACGUAUCGCACCAACAUCAACAACCUGAACUAUGCCGGAGCUGUGAUGCUUUUGCUUCUUGGAGUGGGCAAUGUCUUCUUCGUACCCUUGUCAAACAAGUUCGGUCGACGAUCCAUCUACAUCUGGACGCUGCUCUUAGUCCUCGUCUCCGAGAUCUGGAUGGCUGUUUCAAAGCAAUACGGCGAAUAUUGGGGGGUAGAGAUACUGCGAGGCCUGGGAUCCGCUCCAUUCGAGGCAUUGCCAGCCAUCUCUAUAUCGGACAUAUACUUUGCCCACGAGCGCGGAGGCAAGCUCGGUGCGUACGUUUUUGGCCUGGCAUUCGGCAGCUUCGUUGGUCCAGUUUGCGGUGGCUACAUGGUGACUGGACAAGGCGUUCGGUGGAUGUAUUGGUAUGGAGUCAUCGUUUUGGGCGCUCUGACCUUGCUGUUCUUCUUUACCUUUGAGGAAACACACUUCAUCCGCCCCCUCGACAUGCACGACGAGGCUCUGGUCAACACUGUCGAUGUGCCUGAACUCGACAAGACAUUCACGAACAAGUCUACACGCAAAGAAGCCGACGGUCAGAGCGUUCCUCAGCAGUCAGAGGCCAUCGUUGGCGAAGUGUUCGAUGCGGAGGGAUUCAAGUUACAGUACAGCCUCUGGAAGACCUACCCAACAACCUGGACUGCAGUGGUUACUGAGUGGUGGAUGCCGCUCAAGUGUCUCAGUCUGCCAGCAGUAUUUUGGUGUGGUAUCAACUACGGUACCUGCGUAUCCUGGUUAGCGGUCAUGGGCACUACCGUAGCUUUGAUCUUCUCACCACCUCCUUACCUAUUCUCCAACAGCGGCUUGGGUCUGGUCUGGUUCUCGCCCCUGAUUGGGUCUUUGAUCGGCGCUUACUUUGCCGGCCCACUGAACGAUCGCCUGACAGUGUAUCUCAGCAAUCGUAACCGAGGUUGGAGGGAACCAGAAUACCGCCUAUGGGCCUUCAUUCCCACAGCAUUCAUCAUGCCUGGAGGUUUGAUCAUAUAUGGUGCCACUGCCGCCCACGGCAUGCACUGGAUUGCUCCUGUCUUCGGCAUGGGUCUUGUCGGCUUCGGUCUCAGUGUUGGUGGUACGGUGACCAUGAGCUAUAUCCUGGACUCAUACAAAGAGAUCGAUACACAAGUGGUUACAACUAUCAUCCUGCUGAGGAACACGAUCGGCUUCGGUGUGUCCUUUGGCAUUCAGUCUUGGAUUAACGGCAUGGGCCUUCAGAAUUGCUUCAUCAUGAUAGGUUGCUUGAGCUUUGCCAUCACCAUAUUCGCGCUUUUCUUCAUCGCGUUUGGAAAGAAGAUGCGAGGAUGGACGACAACAAGAUACCAGCAUCUCAUGAAGACGAAGGCGAUGUGA